CGACGGGCUGUCCGGUAGUAUAAAGCGUCCUCUGAGCUGCGCCCACUCUGCAAACGUGACCUAGAGAAGGUCAAGCCUCGCCGACUGAGAAGCAAUGACCUAUCGGGACACGCUUUCCGACGGGCACUCCAGGGGCAGGGCACUGGUGCCUGGCGGCUCCUCUAGUGGCUCGCGCCCCCGCGGCUUCGCCAUCACCGACCUUCUGGGCCUGGAGGCUGAGGUGCCAGCACCUGCCGGCCCCGGGCCAGGAUCUGGUUGUGAGGUCUCCCCGGCGGCACCCUACACGGGUCCGGAUCUCGGGGGCUCCUGCCUGGCGCGCGGGGCCCUCCCACUGGGGCUCGGCCUUCUCUGCGGCUUCGGCGCGCAGCCUCCUGUGGCCGCUGGGGCACCCUGCCUGCUCCUAGCCGACGUUCCGUUCCUGCCACCCGGAGCACCUGAACCCGCUGCCCAGCAAGCCCCAGGUCGUCCGCCGCCCCGACUCAGCAGCCGGAAGAGCAGCGAGAGCGUCUCCACGUCCG
This is a messenger RNA of Ailuropoda melanoleuca (giant panda), 518 nucleotides long. RefSeq names its product visual system homeobox 1-like. Lineage: Eukaryota; Metazoa; Chordata; Mammalia; Carnivora; Ursidae. Gene Ontology annotation, molecular function: transcription cis-regulatory region binding. The transcript has a single exon. Gene Ontology annotation, biological process: neuron development; regulation of DNA-templated transcription. Gene Ontology annotation, cellular component: nucleus. The annotation marks the transcript as partial. The record is from RefSeq and is a predicted model, not a curated record.